Molecule: messenger RNA, 2752 nt
Organism: Hirundo rustica (Barn swallow)
Lineage: Eukaryota; Metazoa; Chordata; Aves; Passeriformes; Hirundinidae
Gene: LIMS1
Product: LIM zinc finger domain containing 1
Exons: 10
Coding region: 177-1340 (387 amino acids)
Biological process (GO): cell-cell adhesion; cell-cell junction organization; positive regulation of integrin-mediated signaling pathway
Cellular component (GO): cell-cell junction; focal adhesion; cytoplasm
Source: RefSeq, a predicted model, not a curated record
ACUUGAAGCUCUAGCAGGGUGCUGAGUAGCUCCAGCUACAUGCCACGGAGCUGUGAAAGUAAAUCGCUUCACUGGGAGCAAGGGGAAGUCCAGCAUAUUGUUUUGCAGACUUUGCCUACAGCUGCUUUGCAGUAUAGGCAUAGAAUAUAUACACCUGGGAAAGCAAUCAGAGCGAGAUGGACUUCCAGCGCAGAGCUCAGCCGUACCCCAUCCCAGAGGAUCAAGAGGUUGUGUACAAGGUCGCUCCUGAUGCUCACAACUCGGCAGGAAAUGAAGACGAGAAACCAGUGUCAAAAUUGCAACGUAGGCACAGUGAAAUAAAACUCUAUAAAGAGUUUUGUGACUUUUAUGCAAGAUUCAACAUGGCGAACGCGCUUGCAAACGCCAUCUGCGAGCGCUGCAGGGGGGGCUUUGCCCCUGCCGAGAAAAUUGUCAACAGCAAUGGUGAGCUGUACCACGAGCAGUGCUUCGUCUGCGCCCAGUGCUUUCAGCAGUUCCCUGAAGGGCUCUUCUAUGAGUUUGAAGGGAGGAAAUACUGUGAACAUGAUUUUCAAAUGCUUUUUGCCCCUUGCUGCCAUCAAUGUGGUGAGUUCAUUAUUGGUCGUGUUAUUAAAGCCAUGAACAAUAGCUGGCAUCCAGAGUGCUUCUGCUGUGAUAUCUGCCAAGUAGUAUUGGCUGAUAUUGGAUUUGUCAAGAAUGCUGGCAGACAUCUCUGUCGUCCUUGCCAUAACAGGGAAAAAGCCAGAGGCCUGGGAAAGUACAUUUGCCAGAAGUGUCAUGCCAUUAUUGAUGAACAGCCUCUCAUAUUCAAAAAUGAUCCUUAUCACCCUGAUCAUUUCAACUGUGCAAACUGCGGGAAGGAACUUACUGCUGAUGCUCGUGAGCUGAAAGGAGAACUCUAUUGCUUACCCUGCCAUGACAAAAUGGGUGUCCCCAUCUGUGGGGCAUGUAGGAGACCAAUUGAAGGCCGUGUGGUGAAUGCUAUGGGUAAACAAUGGCAUGUGGAGCAUUUUGUUUGUGCAAAAUGUGAAAAGCCAUUCCUGGGUCAUCGUCAUUAUGAGAGAAAAGGCUUGGCAUAUUGUGAAACCCACUAUAAUCAGCUGUUUGGUGAUGUUUGUUUCCAUUGCAAUCGUGUGAUUGAAGGAGAUGUUGUGUCUGCUCUGAAUAAGGCAUGGUGUGUGAAUUGUUUCGCUUGUUCAACUUGCAACACUAAGUUAACCCUCAAGAAUAAAUUUGUUGAGUUCGAUAUGAAGCCUGUCUGCAAAAAGUGUUACGAGAAGUUUCCUCUAGAGCUGAAGAAAAGACUGAAGAAAUUAGCUGAAACUUUGGCAAGGAAGUAAAGACUUCAUCUGCUCUCCUCUUCCUUUAUGAAAAUCUUAUAGAUACUCCUUGGGGGGGAGAGGAGAGUUGCUGCUUUGAGGCUGCAGUCAGACAACAAAUGCUGAUGCAUGCCUUCUAUCAACCCCAAAUAUAUUAAGAUUCUCUGUUCUCUGUACAUGUAUGCUUACUUGUUGACAAACAGACCAUACUUCCAAAAUAAAUACCAGCUCACCUGAAAGAUUUCUGACCAGUAAUGCCAUUGUACUGAUGCAGGUGGCCCAUUCUGUACACUAAUUCUCUGUGGAACUCCUCAGAGAGAGAAAAUUUGCUUGUGAACACCACCUGUGAAAACAAGCUUUGCAAAUGUGCCCAGCUUUAGGGAUGCGUAUUGUCAUUUAUGUUUGUGAGAAUAUUAACCAUUGUGUUAAGCAUGCAAACAAAACUUGCCCAGUUCAAGUGAUUUGGGCAGGAAACCAGUAUACUUUGCCUCAUGGAAAAAUUCACAAUUGGAUUUUGGGCCAAGUCAUCUAAGGAGCCUUAUUCCAGAUGGUUUGAAAACUAUCAGAUUUCUAAAUACAGGCACUGUACAAAUGACAUACAUAAAAUGAUAAAAAGGAUAGAUUAUGCUUACAUGAUGAAUGUUUCUACAUCAGGCUUAGCAUGAGAUACUUACAUUAAAAAUGUAUUCCUAUUGCAAGAAAUGACCAUACUUAGAACUACUUGAAUUUUGCUAUAUUCCACUUAAAAUAACACAUUAACUUCUAUAUAUGCUUUUGCAUUCUAUUUACUUUUUGUGCCUUACUCUGCUGGACCAUACAUAACAGUGCACCAUUAAAUAUAUAUAGUUUUAUAUUUUAUUUCAUAUUUUUAUGCAGAAACUAUAUAGAAGGCAUUUUCAAAAGAUAACAUAUUUUGCCUUAAUUAUACAGGAUGCAAGAAGUAUUUUAUUUGAAAUGUGAACAUCUGCAUUUAAAAUUUAGCCUUUAGACUUCAUUGUUUCUCAGAAUAAUACUGAAAAUGUGUAUUUCAAUUAACUGGCAAUAUUACUUUUACACCUCUGAGUGUAAAUAUGCAAGGUUUGAUCCUGCUAGGAUCUACUUCUUUAGCCAUCCUCAAGGACUGAGCUUAAAAUUAAUCGAAAUUCUUUAUAACAUACAUUUAAGUGUUUUAUACUAUUGAGUUCUGUCCAUGCUGAUUUGUUUUAUUUUUCCCCAUUCUUAUAGAAAAUACAGCUACUUAGGUCUUCUUGAUGGUACGAAGUAUGCAAACUUUUUUUUUUUUUUUUUUACUUUUGUACUUUAGUGACUUAAACAGAUUUUAUGUAAUUACGUAACAGGAAGUAAAGUUUUCUUUCCUGUUAAUGAAAAAUUAGUUCCUUUGAAACAUCUGCUUUCCUGUGUCAUCAAUAAAGGCCAUGUUGUUAAAUCCUGUA